AUGACCUUAAAACCUCCCAAUUUCUCACCGACCUUCGAUGUUGUUAAUCAGGACUUCUCCGUUGCAGGUUUUGAUGCCCACCCCACACAUGAUCUAUUCCAGAAGGUGAAGAGUCUGGCAGAAGCUGUGAGGUCCGCCAAAGUUCAGGACGCGUUGCGUGCUGCCAAAGAGAGCGAGGAGGUGGAUAAAAGUGACCUCGGGAUGGGGGUCGGGUCACGUCCGCCAUCACCCGUUGGCUCGCCGCAACCUUAUGUCCCGCCUCCAGCACGUUCCUCUUCAUUAUUUUCUCCUCCAGAGGAUGAUCCACCGCCACUCCGAGCUGAAUCGUUGGUCGGAUACAUUCGCUCGUUUAACAAAGGCUCGCUGCCCGAAUUCAAGCAACCACCAGUCCCACCGAUUCCAGGUAUUGAGCAAAUCCCGGUGCCUACGUGCAACCUUGCAAUAUGGUCUCGAAUAAAACGAUCUGUGGAUUUUGUGAAUAGUAGGAAUUUACUGAGCAUCGCAGACCAGAGCACAAAACUGAGCAUCCCGGUGAUCCUGCGUUUCACGAUAGCAGACGUCCUAACUGCAUAUGUAUCUCUCAUAUUCGAGAAGGAGGAAGAUCCGCUCGUGAUAGAAAAGGCGACCGCGUUCGGUCCGAGAGAGAGGAAAUUUCCACACGAACAAUCAGAUUACCAGGUUUAUCAAGUUCUUUCACAGCACCUUGCUAAGAUGCUGCAGUCGCACCCGCUCGUACCGCUGCAGACGUUGAUGCAAGCUCUUGUAUCGUACCGAACCUUGUUCGUAGAUCAGUGCACUAGUUGCCAACGUGUACUGUCCCUUGAGGGACACAUUCCCCCUGUUGGCAGGAUAUGGAUACCCAAGGACGGCUCAUUCUCGAAUUCUAGUUCGAAUCACGAUAAUGCGGGAAGAAACAAGGGACAAGCGGAGUCGGGUGUGUCCACACCCGGAGCGAUGGAGGUCGUUUCUGGAAAAGAGACAAUGGAUCAUCUCUCUAUGGACCGCUGGGAGCCACGUCAUGUUACUUGUCUGUACAGCUAG
Messenger RNA from Pisolithus orientalis, 1041 nucleotides. RefSeq lists its product as uncharacterized. NCBI's taxonomy places the organism in Eukaryota, Fungi, Basidiomycota, Agaricomycetes, Boletales, Pisolithaceae. Bases 1 to 1041 code for a protein of 346 amino acids. Gene Ontology annotation, molecular function: transcription coactivator activity. The record is from RefSeq and is a predicted model, not a curated record. Gene Ontology annotation, biological process: regulation of transcription by RNA polymerase II. The transcript has 5 exons. Gene Ontology annotation, cellular component: mediator complex.